Mytilus trossulus (common blue mussel) is the source of this 1221-nucleotide messenger RNA. RefSeq lists its product as uncharacterized. The record is from RefSeq and is a predicted model, not a curated record. NCBI's taxonomy places the organism in Eukaryota, Metazoa, Mollusca, Bivalvia, Mytilida, Mytilidae. The transcript is spliced from 6 exons. Bases 91 to 1002 code for a protein of 303 amino acids. Gene Ontology annotation, molecular function: protein binding.
UGUGAAAUUUCCAAAUCGACGUGAAUCACCUUUACAUCCAAAACCACAAGUGUUAUGCCCUUAUGUGAAAUAGUUUGAAGUUCAUCGACCAUGAUGUCAAUCCGAAAUAGUUUGUGCCUUCUAAACAUCAUUUGUCAUGUCACAUUAUUGUUGGCAUUAAAAGUAAAACCUGGGUCAAUUAAACCUGAUAUUGGAUUACCAACAGGACUGAUUAAAUUACACCCACCAGGCAAUGUAACAACAGGUUAUGUUGGGACGUAUAACAUAUAUAUUUAUUGGUAUGAACCUGAAAACUACCAUCUGAAAAUACCUUUCUUCAUGGAUCUAUCUAGUGUUGAUCCCAUUGACAGACCUAAGCCUACCAGUGGAAACCAGUUGUCUUCUCAUUCCAGUCCUGAAAAUACAUACCAUGUAGUUACAGGGAAAACAGAAGCUGGAACCAGUACAGAAGAGAAGAUGAAUGAAACAACCUGGUUUGGACAUGAACUGGUUCCUUUUCACAAGGCUCACUUAAUAGAAUACAUGGUAAAAUGGAAGGAAAAUGGAACAGAAACAAACACUACAAAUGUUAAUUUGUCCAAGAAUGAAACAGAGUACCACAUCAAAGACUUACAGCCAGACACCACAUACCAGAUUUCAGUGACAGCCUACUAUAAGAGUGUAACAUUUAUGAAGAGUGAAGACAUUUAUGUAACAACAUUAGCAAUACUAAAUACAACUUCAACUUCUAUACCAGAUGAAGGUUGUUAUUGUGAUCCAUAUGGUGCAAAGGAAAACGGGAAAAAAUGUCUCAAAGUUAAAAUGUAUCCAAAACUCUUGAUUCCUCAGUGUGACUGUAAGCAAGGUCAUAGUGGAUUGUUCUGUGAGAAUUGUGCACAUACAUAUUUUAGAACACAAAGACGUCAUCCCUGUUAUCCAUGUCCGUGCAACAGAUCAGUCUCUACUGGAUUGUGUGAUUUUGAUGAGGAUAAACUCCAGUGCAUAGGGUGUAAAGAAGGAUAAGGAGGAAGGCGGUGUGAGAAAUGUGUAGAUGGAUAUUUCCGUCUCUCGUCAGAUGAACAUUGUAGGAAAUGUAUGUGUUAUGGCAGAUCAAAUUACUGUGACAGGGCAGGCCAUUGCAUAGCAUGUGAAGACAAUACAACUGGUUACAGCUGUGAAAGAUGUGAAGAUGAUUACAUAGGAGACCCAAUGCAUAAUAGACCUUGUAUACAUAAAGGUGAG